AAGGCAGCUGUUGAAAUUAGAUGACAGUAAAUAUUAUUCGUCGAUAAGUAUUUAUUUAAAAUUAAUUAGACUACUUUAUUGUACUAAUGAAUUGUGCAUGAAUCUGAACUAGUUUUGUACAAGAUACGGUAGCUGUCGUGUUCUUGAGAUAAUCGUCCCCCUUUUAUUCUCUCUUUCUUUCUUUCUUUCUUUCUUUCUAUUUUAACAUCCCUUUCACUUCACGCUUACCAACUAAUCAAUUUACAGAUGUGAUGAACUACGUUGCGUUCCUAAUCUUUAUUGAGUGAAGGCCAUGUUUGGCUCCUGUAUUGAUCAGUGAAUUUUCUUGAAGAAUUUGUUAUACUUUCGGUUUACUUAUUCUUUGAUGUGGAUGCCUUUACACUGAUAAAGUUGGAAAAAGCUGUUCUGAAUUUGGUGCAAGAUUGAAGGUAAAGAAAGGGGUAAAUUCUGAAUUUGCAAUAAUUUAUAAGCUAAGAAGAAGAUCGAAUUCUCACAAAACACAAAAAGAAAUGGCAACACAAGUGGAGCCACCAAAUGGAAUUAGUCCUCGAGGGAAGAACUAUUACAGAAUGUGGCAAACUAUAUUUGAAGUUGAUACGAAAUACGUUCCGAUCAAACCUAUUGGGAGAGGAGCUUAUGGUGUGGUUUGUUCCUCAGUGAAUAGGGAGACAAAUGAGAGAGUUGCUAUCAAGAAGAUCAAUAACGUGUUUUCGAAUAGAAUUGAUGCACUUAGAACUCUAAGAGAAUUGAAGCUUUUGAGGCAUAUAAGGCAUGAGAAUGUGAUUGCUUUGAAGGAUGUGAUGAUGCCUAUUCAUAGAAGUAGUUUCAAGGAUAUCUAUUUGGUUUAUGAGUUGAUGGAUACAGAUCUUAAUCAUAUCAUUAAGUCGACGCAGCCUUUAUCCAAUGACCAUUGCAAGUAUUUUCUUUUUCAGCUCCUUCGUGGCUUGAAAUAUCUUCAUUCAGCUAACAUUCUCCACCGGGACUUGAAACCUGGGAAUCUCCUUGUGAAUGCUAACUGUGAGUUAAAGAUAUGUGACUUUGGACUGGCUAGGACUAGCAGAGACAAUGGGCAGUUCAUGACUGAAUAUGUAGUCACUCGUUGGUAUCGUGCACCAGAGCUGCUACUUUGCUGUGACAAUUAUGGAACAUCGAUUGAUGUAUGGUCUGUUGGAUGCAUCUUCGCAGAAAUCCUUGGCCGGAAACCUCUUUUCCCAGGAACUGAGUGCCUCAAUCAGCUUAAACUUAUUCUCAAUAUCCUUGGUAGCCAGCCUGAAGCUGAUCUUCAUUUCAUUGAUAACCCAAGGGCUAAGGGAUUCAUCCGAUCUCUUCCUUUUACCCGAGGAGCUCACUUUUCUUCUCUCUUCCCUCAGGCUGAUCCUUUAGCAAUAGACUUAUUGCAGCGAAUGCUCAUUUUUGACCCCUCAAAGAGAAUAACAGUUACUGAAGCUCUCUAUCAUCCUUACCUAUCAAGUCUAUAUGAUCCAACCUGCAAUCUUCCCGCUCAGUUUCCUCUUAAUCUGGAUAUUGAUGAGAAUAUGGCAGAACCAUUGAUUCGGGAGAUGAUGCUGAGAGAAAUCUUUCAUUACCAUCCUGAAGCAGCUUAUAUCAACACGUUUUACUAGUUACCCUCUAUGUAGUCUAUGUACUUCCGCUUGGGACACAAAAGAAGAGACCUAAGCAAAGAAAGUAACUGGACAUUUUUGUUCUGUAUUAUGAUAAAUACUCAGUUAAGUCAUUGUGGCAACUUGGACACAUUUGGAACAAAGAGGUGAUCAAUCUGAGAAUCACUUAAGGUUAUAAUUGAAGACUUCAUUUCAUCUUCUUUACUUUUUUAGAUUAUUAGUGGGAGUAAGUCGUCUCCGUUCACGGGUUCGAGCUAUGAAAUCAAACUAUUGAUGCUUGCACCAGGGUAAGCUACUUGCAGAGUUGCGGCCUGCAUGACGCCCCCUUUAGGGAGCAGCCAGGCCCCGGAUCCCGCGCGAAGCAUACUUUGUACACCGAACUGUUUUUAUUGGACUUUUAGAUUAUUACUAUUGUGAAAUAUUUUUGGUGUGUAUUGAGCCGAGGACUGAAUGAGGCAACCAAUUUAUCCAGUCUAUAUGGACCCUUGGACUAGACUACUUGUAAGCUGUACAUAAUUUUAUGGGCUAAGCUUCCCAUUUUCCUUCCA
Capsicum annuum is the source of this 2170-nucleotide messenger RNA. RefSeq names its product mitogen-activated protein kinase 7. Gene Ontology annotation, molecular function: ATP binding; MAP kinase activity. Gene Ontology annotation, biological process: protein phosphorylation; intracellular signal transduction. The transcript is spliced from 3 exons. Gene Ontology annotation, cellular component: cytoplasm; nucleus. Lineage: Eukaryota; Viridiplantae; Streptophyta; Magnoliopsida; Solanales; Solanaceae. The record is from RefSeq and is a predicted model, not a curated record. The coding region runs from base 510 to 1622 and encodes 370 amino acids.